This is a messenger RNA of Pongo pygmaeus (Bornean orangutan), 2902 nucleotides long. RefSeq names its product BTG3 associated nuclear protein (gene BANP). The record is from RefSeq and is a predicted model, not a curated record. Gene Ontology annotation, molecular function: DNA binding. Lineage: Eukaryota; Metazoa; Chordata; Mammalia; Primates; Hominidae. The coding region runs from base 699 to 2309 and encodes 536 amino acids. Gene Ontology annotation, biological process: negative regulation of protein catabolic process; protein localization to nucleus. The transcript is spliced from 14 exons.
GCCUCCCCCUUCCCGCGGGGCGAGAGCGAGAGCGAGAUCUCCCUCCUCCCUCCUCCUCCCGCCCGCCGGGCCGCCCGCGCCGCAGCCCCGCCGCCGUCAGCCGCCGGGGCCGGGCGAGCGCCCCCCGGGCCCCGCUCCCCGUCCUCGGCCGCGCCCCGGAAGAGGGGCUCCGGCUUCCUCGCUUCCGCACCCCCGGCCCCGCCGCGCCCGGCGUCCGUUGAGCCGCGGCUGCCGCAGCCCGGCCCGGGGGCCUCGCGCUCCCGACCUCUGUCCCGGGCCUCGCCCCGCGGGAAGGACCCGGAGCCACGACGGGGAGACUGGAAAGGCCUAGAACCGCGCCCGGGCUCCUCUGGGGACUGAAGUCUCCCAAGGGGGUCGCUCCUGCCAGCCAGGCGGGAGCGACAGGCAUCGUUUUUGUGCCUCCUCCGUGGCUGUGGACCGGAGCCCCAUAGCCCAGGACUUGCACACGCAAGUCUCUGGCGAGGCAGCGGAAGGGGCGCUCUCGGGGCGACCGCAGACCUCGGCGAGGACCCCAGCCCGUCCCCCGAGGGGUCCCAAUGAAUGAAGACUUCGGAGUGCCCCAUCCCCAGCACGUUUGUGCGAUUUCUGUGAUCUAGUCGUUAAGAAAGGUGACCAAAAGCCAGCCCUGCUGUGAGUUGGACUCUUACGUGUUGACCGGCCACUCUCCUGUGCUCUGGAUGAUGUCGGAACACGACCUGGCGGAUGUGGUUCAGAUUGCAGUGGAAGACCUGAGCCCUGACCACCCAGGUACAGAGCUGUGGGACAUUGUUUUGGAGAAUCAUGUAGUGACAGAUGAAGAUGAACCUGCUUUGAAACGCCAGCGACUAGAAAUCAAUUGCCAGGAUCCGUCUAUAAAGUCAUUCCUGUAUUCCAUCAACCAGACAAUCUGCUUGCGGUUGGAUAGCAUUGAAGCCAAACUGCAAGCCCUGGAGGCUACUUGUAAAUCUUUAGAAGAAAAGCUGGAUCUGGUCACGAACAAGCAGCACAGCCCCAUCCAGGUUCCCAUGGUGGCCGGCUCCCCUCUCGGGGCAACCCAGACGUGCAACAAAGUGCGAUGCGUCGUCCCCCAGACUACAGUAAUACUCAACAAUGAUCGGCAGAACGCCAUUGUAGCCAAGAUGGAAGACCCCUUGAGCAACAGGGCACCGGAUUCCCUGGAAAAUGUCAUUAGCAACGCUGUGCCUGGGCGUCGGCAGAACACCAUUGUGGUGAAGGUGCCGGGCCAAGAAGAUAGCCACCACGAAGAUGGGGAGAGCGGCUCGGAGGCCAGCGACUCUGUGUCCAGCUGUGGACAGGCGGGCAGCCAGAGCAUUGGGAGCAACGUCACCCUCAUCACCCUGAACUCAGAAGAGGAUUACCCAAAUGGCACCUGGCUGGGCGACGAGAACAACCCCGAGAUGCGGGUGCGCUGCGCCAUCAUCCCCUCCGACAUGCUGCAUAUCAGCACCAACUGCCGCACGGCCGAGAAGAUGGCGCUUACGCUGCUGGACUACCUCUUCCACCGUGAGGUGCAGGCCGUGUCCAACCUCUCGGGGCAGGGCAAGCACGGGAAGAAGCAGCUGGACCCGCUCACCAUCUACGGCAUCCGGUGUCACCUUUUCUAUAAAUUUGGAAUCACAGAAUCUGACUGGUACCGAAUCAAGCAGAGCAUCGACUCCAAGUGCCGCACGGCGUGGCGGCGCAAGCAGCGGGGCCAGAGCCUGGCGGUCAAGAGCUUCUCGCGGAGAACGCCCAACUCAUCCUCCUACUGCCCCUCAGAGCCGAUGAUGAGCACCCCAUCUCCCGCCAGCGAGCUCCCACAGCCACAGCCACAGCCGCAAGCCCUGCACUACGCGUUGGCCAACGCGCAGCAGGUGCAGAUCCACCAGAUCGGAGAAGACGGACAGGUGCAAGUAAUCCCACAGGGACACCUCCACAUCGCCCAGGUGCCACAGGGGGAACAAGUCCAGAUCACGCAGGACAGCGAGGGCAACCUCCAGAUCCAUCACGUGGGGCAGGACGGUCAGCUUCUAGAGGCCACCCGCAUCCCCUGCCUCCUGGCCCCAUCCGUCUUCAAAGCCAGCAGUGGCCAGGUGCUGCAGGGCGCACAGCUGAUUGCCGUGGCCUCCUCGGACCCCGCUGCGGCGGGCGUGGAUGGGUCGCCACUCCAGGGCAGUGACAUCCAGGUUCAGUACGUGCAGCUGGCGCCUGUGAGUGACCACACGGCCGGGGCGCAGACGGCCGAAGCCCUGCAGCCCACGCUACAGCCGGAGAUGCAGCUCGAGCACGGGGCCAUCCAGAUCCAGUGAGCGGUGCCCACGGCACCAGGAGCCCCCGGCACCAGGAGCCCCUCGCGGGCUCUGCCUACAGCCCGGCCCCCACGCGCCCUGCUCUCGCGGCCUCGGCACAGGCAGCGGCUGCACCUGUUCUGCUGAAGUGCGUCUGAAGGCUGCUGCCUCCGCGGGGAAGAGCAUCCUAUCAACUGAAAGAGCAGCCGCCGCCGCCCCCAGCCGGAGACCCCUUUCGUUUGAGUCAUGAUGUUGGUGUUGGAGGACGAGGGGAGGCACAGUGCGGAGAGCAUCGCGUAUGCGCGGGAAAUCAAGAACUAUGAUAUUUUUCUGUUUAAACAGCUUUUUUUAAUUUGCUAUGGUGUUUAUAACAAAAAAAGAAAAUUUGAAAAAAAAAUCCCAGGGGAGUAGCAGGAGCCCUUUGCUGUGUGCUCUGUCUAGUGUCAUGAGACGGGAGCCCUUUGCUGUGUGCUCUGUCCAGUGUCAUGAGGCAGGUGUUUGCAAAGCCAGCUCUCGGUUCCGAUGGGGUAUUGCUGACCUACUUUUCUAGGGGAAAUGCUCUCAAACACUGUAAUUAUGCAUUUCUAAUGAAAUAAAAUGUAUUUAUGACCACA